Messenger RNA from Trypanosoma cruzi, 2655 nucleotides. Its product is annotated as trans-sialidase, putative. Lineage: Eukaryota; Euglenozoa; Kinetoplastea; Trypanosomatida; Trypanosomatidae. Bases 1 to 2655 code for a protein of 884 amino acids. The transcript has a single exon. The record is from RefSeq and is a predicted model, not a curated record. Gene Ontology annotation, molecular function: exo-alpha-sialidase activity.
AUGCUCUCACGUGUUGCUGCAGUCAUGGCACCCCGCACACCCAACCGUCGCCGCGUGACCGGAUCCAACGGAAGGAGGAGGGAAGGAAGAGAGAGUGAGCCGCAGAGACCCAACAUGUCUCGGCAUCUCUUCUGCUCUGCGGUGCUUCUCCUCGUUCUUGUGAUGAUGUGCUGCGGCACAGGAGUUGCUCACGCGGAGGUGCAGCCAUCGCAAAAAAAGUUUGAAUGGAAAGUCAUCAAGGAUGAGGGUGGUGGGGUAACUGUGGAGUCGUUGGGUGCUCCCGGUCUUCUAAAAGUGGGGAGUGACGUGUUUGCCGUUGCCGAGGCGAAGAACAAGGAGAAGAACGGUCAAGGCAGCUUUACUGGCAUUGCAUCCCAACUUCUCACGGAAACAGAGGAAAAAAAGGAUAACACACCGGUGGAAGUUCUGAAGGAUCCAAAAGAUACAAAAUUUCUGGAGGAAGACGGUUCCGCAGACUCAAAGAAGAAAGUGGAUGUGAGCCGACCAACAACAGUUAUGAGGGGAAAUGAAAUUUACAUGCUUGUUGGGAAAUACAGCCAGGCAGCUGCCUCUGAUCAGGAUAGAGUUGCCAAUGACGGGGGAUUAUUGCUGGUGCAAGGGAGCGUCUGUGACGAAGGUGGUAGUGGCAAAAGGAUCAAAUGGAAAGAUAAUGACGGUGUCUCGCGUAUUUCUGUUGGCGAACUAGAUUCCUGGACAGGGCUGACUGGCGGCGGUGGAUCGGGUAUUGAGAUGGAGGAAGGUAUGCUUGUGUUCCCCGUGGAAGGCAAGAAGAAGGAGAAGGGUGGAUCAAAUGACGGAAAGACCGUCUCACUGCUCAUAUACUCCUCGGAGGAUACUAAUAAGAAUUGGAAUCUGUCGAGGGGGAUGUCUGACGGUGGCUGCGGUGAUCCCUCCGUCGUGGAGUGGAAGGACAAAAAACUCAUGAUGAUGACUGCGUGUGAUGAUGGCCGCCGCAGGGUGUACGAGUCCGGUGACAAGGGGGAGUCGUGGACGGAGGCGCUCGGGACACUCUCGCGCGUGUGGGGCAACAAAAAGGGUGAAGGAGAGAAGGGCGUUAGAAGCGGGUUCAUCACAGCGAGGAUUGACGGUGAUGAAAAUAACAGAAAUGUGAUGCUCGUCACUCUGCCGGUGUAUUCCGAGAAGGCUGAUAAAAAAGAAACGGACAAUGGAGAAAAAGGCGUACUCCGUCUUUGGCUGACGGACAAUACGCACAUUGUUGAUAUUGGGCCGGUAUCCGAUGAUGACGCUGCCGCCAGCUCCCUGCUGUACAAAAGUGCUGAAGGUGGAACUGAUAAGAAGGAGUUGAUUGCACUGUACGAGAAGAAGAAGAAGGGCGAUGAGAAACCAUCACCCGGUAUGGUCUCUGUGCUUCUGACCGCGCAGCUGCAGCGUGUGAAGGAGGUGCUGGCGACGUGGAAGAAAGCGGACGACCGUGUCUCCAAGCUGUGCCCCUCAAGUGAUGUGGAGGAUGCCUCAACCGGCGAUGCCUGCAGCCCUAUUGUUAGGAUCACGGAUGGGCUGGUUGGCUUUUUGUCGGGCAACUUCUCUGAUGGCACAUGGAGUGACGAGUACCUCGGGGUGAACGCCACAGUGAAGAACAAUGAUGAUGGGGGUGAUAAGGCAACAUUGCAUGCCGGCGGAGUGAAGUUCACGGGAGCGUGGGCGGAGUGGCCUGUUGGCGCGCAGGGGGAGAAUCAGCUGUACCACUUUGCGAACUACAACUUCACUCUUGUGGCGACGGUGUCCAUCGACAAGGUGCCGGAGGGAAGCACCCACAUUCCUUUGAUGGGAGCGAAGACGAAUAGUGCUGAGAAUACAGUACUCCUGGGACUCUCGUACAGCAACAACGAGAAGAAAUGGAUGCUACUGUGCGGUAGCGGAAACCGUAAGGAGCUUAGCAGCGCUUUGGAGCCAGGGAAAACACGCCAAUUGGCCAUUGUGCUACAGAACGGCAGCCAGGGCUCCGCGUACGUUGAUGGUCAGCGUGUGGGUGUGGGUGAUGCGCCAUGUGAAUUGAAAGUGACGGAACCGAACGAAAUCUCCCACUUCUACAUCGGAGGGGAUGGAAACAGUGCCGGCGGCGCAGGGAGCCAAGAAGGCGUGUCUGUGACUGUGACGAACGUCCUGCUGUACAACCGCCCGUGGACUUCCGAAGAGAUUGGCGCCCUAAACCCGAAUAAAGACACCAUUACGUCUCCGAUGACCGAAAAUGCGCCGGAAACCAUGUUGCAGUCUCCUGCGAAACCACAGCCGUCGGAAGACGAACCGUUGAAGGAGAAUAUUGGUGCUGGCGUUUUAUCCAGUGCAGCUUCCACUGCUACGACUGUCUCGUCUGAUUUUGCCCAAGAGGCGGCAACAGGGAGUGGGGAUACGAUGCUGGGAAAUGGAUCACCCCAAACUCCUGAGGAAAGUGUGAGCUCUGGUGAGGAUGGUGAGGAUGGGGAGACGGCGGAAGGAACGGAUGUGCAGGGAGAGGGAAUCCAUUCACAAGGCAGGGAAGUAAAUGCUGCGGCACUCAGCAGCAGCCUCGGAAAUGUGUCGCAGGGGAAUAACAGCGAUGCGUGUACUGUGCGUGGGAGCAGACUGCUGCCGCUGCUUCUUCUGUUGGGACUGUGGGGGUUUGCGGCUCUGUGA